Molecule: messenger RNA, 1008 nt
Organism: Nasonia vitripennis (jewel wasp)
Lineage: Eukaryota; Metazoa; Arthropoda; Insecta; Hymenoptera; Pteromalidae
Product: pelle-like serine/threonine-protein kinase pik-1
Exons: 4
Biological process (GO): protein phosphorylation
Cellular component (GO): plasma membrane
Molecular function (GO): protein kinase activity; ATP binding
Source: RefSeq, a predicted model, not a curated record
UUAUUAUUAAAAAUAGGUUUCUGGAAAAAUACUGAAGUGGCUAUCAAGAAAAUUAAACCAAGGGGUUCUGAUUAUGACGAGAGCUAUGCAUUGCAAUUAGAGCAAUCAUUUCGAGAGAUCAAAAUUUUGAACUCAUCACCACAUGAAAACAUAUUACCAUUGUAUGCAUACAGUAUAGGAGGUGAAGCACCAUGUUUAGUAUACCAGUAUAUGAAAAACGGUUCAUUAGAGGAUCGGUUACAUUUAAAACAUGGAUCUAAUCCACUUAACUGGAUCCAAAGGCUAGAAAUUGCAAAAGGAAUAGCCCGAGGAUUACAGUAUCUGCAUACGAUACGUGAUAAACCUCUAAUUCAUGGAGACAUCAAGAGUGCAAAUAUUUUAUUGGACAAAAAUUUUGAACCAAAAAUUGGCGAUUUUGGAUUAGCACGGGAAGGUUCACCAGAUGACUCUCUUAAAGUGAGCAAAAUUCAAGGUACUCGGCCAUAUCUACCUGAAGAAUACAUAUUUAAAGGGACUUUAUCAACUAAAAUCGAUACAUACAGUUAUGGCAUUGUUUUGUUUGAAUUGGCUACUGGUCUGUCUGCUUAUGACAAAUCGAGGCCGACAAACAAAAAAUUGAAAGAGUAUGUGGACAGCUUUCAGGAUAAAGAUUUGCAUUUAUUCAUGGAUAAAAAAGCAGGUGAUAAAUAUUAUGCUGCUAACACUUUUAUGUUCGAUCAUGAAGAUGAAAAGUUCUACUCAUUGUCAGAGAAAGAUAAUGUUUUAUCAAAAAUACAAAGUGUUAUUUUGGAAGAGCAAGCUAUAAAUAUGUCAAAGAAAUACAUUAAAGAUAAAUACAAAUCUCUUAGAGAUAAUUUUGUAAAGACCGAUAAGUUGGUUGAAGCCAAAAAGGAUGUUACAUAUUUACAAAAACUAAACCUAAAUCUACGUAUGAAGUCAAGAGGAAUAUUCAAUCUUCUGAGACUUGUUCAAAAGCUUUUAUUAAAGAACUUAAAGCAUAUCGUAUAA